AUGAUUGAAGAUGUAGAGGCAGAGAAUUUAUACACACCUGAUGUAGACUUUGGCCAUGAAGACAUAGCCCCAUGCCAUGUUCACAUGUGCUCAGGUCCUGAAAUGGACACCAACCCUACACUCAACAAAAUUCAUCACAUUUUGGUUGAAGAAGUUGAUGAUGAGGAUGGUGGCCAGUAUAUUAAACCCCAGCCAAAUGCAGGCUGGGGUUUGGGUGAAGGGGAGACCAGAUUUGAGAGACAUAGAAGGGAACAACAGCAAGGUGGUGAAGAUCCAUGGGAAGAGUGGGGUCUAGUGCAGUGGAUUGUCAAAAAUCUGGGACAAACCAAGACCAAUGAAUUUCUAAAACUACCAAUAACCCAACAGUGCACAAAGCUAUUGUUUCACAAUAAUUGUUCAUUUUUGCAAAGAGUAGACAAACUUCCACAUGGUCCAGGCUGGAGCUGUCAAAAGGUCACUGUCCAUGGAAAUUGUCAGGACAAGGAUGGGGAGUUGCUGCAAGAAGAAGUUGAGCUAUGGAGUCAAGAUCCUGUGGAAUGUGUGAAGGAGCUCAUUGGAAACCCUGCUUUCAAGGCAGAUAUGGCCUACUCACCUGGCAGAGCAUAUGCUGACUGUGCAGGUCAACAUAGAGUUAUUGACGAGAUGUGGACAGCAGACUGGUGGGGUGAGAAACAGAAAGCAUUGCCUGAAGGAGCAACUAUAGCUCCAAUUAUUUUAUCAUCAGACAAAACAACCUUGUCACAGUUCCGAGGCAAUAAGACUGCAUGGCCAGUGUAUAUGUCUAUUGGAAACAUUGCAAAAGCUAAAAGGUGUCAGGCUUCGGCACAUGUGACUGUGCUUAUCGGUUACUUACCUGCAGGGAAGCUCAACUGCUUCACUCCUGAGGAAUGUUCCCUGGCUGGAUACCGACUCUUCCAUCAUUGCAUGGGCCUGCUCCUCCAUCCUCUGAUUGCUGCCGGCAAUGAUGGUGUGGACAUGGUGUGCACCGACUCAUGGAUAUGUUGUGUCUACCCAAUUCUGGUGGCAUAUGUUGCUGAUUUCCCAGAACAGUGUUUGGUGGCCUGUUGCAAGGAAAAUCAGUGUCCAAAGUGUCUUGUUGCAGCAGAGGAGCGAGGGGAUGCACUGCACUCAGAGAUGCAUGAUCCUAAGACCACGAAGGAUAUAUUGCAAAGCAUUUACAAGCCUUUCUGGGCUGAUAUGCCUCAUGCCAACAUCUUCCUAGUGUUCACUCCAGAUCUUCUGCACCAAGUUCAUAAAGGUGUAUUCAAGGAUCACCUGGCAAUGCCGGAUUACCUAGGGCUCUGUCACUUCAAGAAAGGAAUAUCAACUGUCAAGCAAUGGACCAGAAGUGAACAUAAACAAAUGCAGCAAGUGUUCAUUGGCUUACUCACCAGAGCAGUUUCCAGUCAGGUCUUGAUAGUUGCUCAUUCAAUUCUGGACUUCUCAUAUUAUGUGCAGCUGCAAAUUCACACAACAGAUUCACUCAAAACCUUACAGACAGCACUAUCAGUAUUCCAUGCUCAUAAGGAUGUCCUCAAGGAACUGUCUAUUCGUGAACAUUUCAACAUCCCAAAGAUCCACCAACUCACUCAUUACGUCCAGUCAAUAACAUUGUUUGGUGCAACUGAUAGUUUUAAUACAGAACUUCCUGAGUGCUUGCAUAUAGACUUUGCCAAGGACACUUACUGUGCCACCAAUAAACAUGAUUAUGAAGAGCAAAUGGUCUUGUGGCUUCAGUGCCAGGAAGCUGUCUUUUUGCAGGGAGCAUAUCUGGAUUGGCUGGCACAAGUGCCUCUCUCAGCUGGCUGGACCCAGGAUGAUUCAAACAUGUAUGACUCAGACUCAGAUUCAGACUUGGAUUCACAUGAAACUCCCCCUUAUGACUCAGACUUGGAUUCAGACUCGGACUCACAUGAAACAGAGCAAACGAUGCAUGUCCUUGCAAAGGCUCCAGUGCAUCCACACUGA
Molecule: messenger RNA, 1968 nt
Organism: Suillus subaureus
Lineage: Eukaryota; Fungi; Basidiomycota; Agaricomycetes; Boletales; Suillaceae
Exons: 7
Coding region: 1-1968 (655 amino acids)
Source: RefSeq, a predicted model, not a curated record